Molecule: messenger RNA, 528 nt
Organism: Priceomyces carsonii
Lineage: Eukaryota; Fungi; Ascomycota; Pichiomycetes; Serinales; Debaryomycetaceae
Gene: YFH1
Product: ferroxidase
Exons: 1
Coding region: 1-528 (175 amino acids)
Biological process (GO): iron incorporation into metallo-sulfur cluster; intracellular iron ion homeostasis
Cellular component (GO): mitochondrion
Molecular function (GO): ferric iron binding; 2 iron, 2 sulfur cluster binding; iron chaperone activity
Source: RefSeq, a predicted model, not a curated record
AUGCUAGUAAGAGGGUUGAGAUUGUCAGCAAGAGUGACCAAGGGACCGUUCAGGAUUCGAACUGCCAAUAGCUAUGCUUUCACGAAAAUACCGACUCCAUAUGGCAGACAAAGCCCUAGUAGAUUUUGCCAAAGAACUUAUUCCACAAUCAGUACUGAAGGUGAAGAAAUAUCUGAUAAAAUAGACGAUAUCAGCGCAUUUGAAUACGACAAGAUUGCAAACGAAUAUUUGGAAACAAUCGGAGACGAGCUAGAAGAUUUGUCAGCGGACUAUCCGCAAGUAGACUGUGAGCUCUCUCAUGGCGUGAUGACAUUGGUUUUGCCGCCAUACGGAACAUAUGUGAUCAAUAAGCAACCACCCAAUAAGCAGAUCUGGCUCAGCAGUCCGCUUAGUGGCCCCAACAGGUACGAUUUGAUUGGAGGCAAAUGGAUCACUCUACGCGAUAACUCGUCUUUGACGGACUUGUUAGAGUCUGAAAUAUCCCUGGCGCUUGAGAAUGAGUUCAAGUUCGAACAAGUGGAAAACUAA